UUUGCUCUUAAAAGUUCAUUUAAAUUUAAUGGCUCGACCCCCAAUUUUCGCCCAUCCACAGGUCGCACACACAAUGCCAACUAUGCGCUCUACCACAUCGGCCAGCCGGCGACGGGGGCUGUCAAACAAUUCGCCGAGACGGGCAGGACGGACCUCCUGGACAGUAAUGCCGGCGAGCAGCAGCAACAGCAAAUGCAGCUUCAAUCGCAGACAGGCAAAUCCCCGCCAGGUGGAUCCGCAGCCGCAGCCGCAGCAGCCACGGCCACGGCCACAGGCCCCCCAACGGCAGGGGCCGCCAGCGAGCGCAGCGUAUUCGACGAGUUCAGCCUCCCGGCGAUUCAGUUGGGGGCCGGACGCAGCGAGGCGAAGGUGUUUGUCGACAGCAAUCACAGCCUGGUGUCGCUAAUGACGCGCAUUGUGCCCUCGCCGGACUGGUUCAUAGGCGUCGAUUCGUUUGAGCUCUGUGUGGGCGGCUCCUGGAUAGACACGGUGACCGUUGAACUGGAUCCUCUUGAUGCGGGCACCGACAAUGGGUUCACCUUUACGGCACCCAACUGGCCGACAGCGCCACAGGGUGUCAUUUACAGGAUUACCUCCCGCUAUCCGGGCCAUCCGGCGGGCAGUUUCUAUUAUCCGAAGAGCAAGCGACUGCCGCCCAUUGCCACGUUCCAGUUCAUCAAGCUGAAGGAAUACGAGCUUAGCGAGGUGUUCAACAUUGCCGAGGACGAUCGCAAAUAUGAGACGGUCCAGACCCAGACCCACCUCGAUGCCGAGCACAGCCACGUGGAGAUGAACAACGAGCUCUCGGCCAGCAUCGAGCGGGAGCGCCAGACGGAGCAGCAGCAACAGCAGCAGCCACAGCAGCAGCAGCAACAGUUGCAACAGCAGCAACAACCGUUUCAGCCAUUCAACGAUGAGAGGCAGCGCAUCCGGUCGCAGCUGCUGGCCAAAAUGAAUCCCAUCUACAGCGGCGGCAACAAUAGCCAGCAGCCACCGCAGUUGGGCAGCGUUGUGCCCAAGAACGAUAAGCACGCCAUCUUGCAGAGCAUCGCCAGCAGCUAUCGGCGUGCCACGGAUGCCACAAAUAUCAACACCACCAACCUGACGGCUUCCUCCGCAUCUGCAUCCGCAUCCGCACCACAGUCACGGUCACAGCCACAAGCAGAGCCCCAGGCCCCGUCCGUGGGCAGGGGAAAUCUAUCCCGUCGUCGCUCCCAGUCGCAGAGGCGUCGCGACUGCCGGGUCAGCCACUGGUCGGAGUGGACGGCCUGCAGCAAGAGCUGUGGCAUUGGGGAGAUGCAUCGCUAUCGGAAGGUCAUCAAGCACGGCAAGCGGGGCGGCCGUCCGUGUCCGGCGCUGCAGCAGUCCAAGUGGUGCGGCACCGAGCGCAACUGCCACGGCCCCCAGACCUACUUCAACUGGUCCGACUCUGACACAUGAACGAGCCCCGGAGUGGAGCAGGCGCAGGCGAUAUAAAUAUAAUUUUAAUUUACGGCGUAAGAAUUGCUUUUUCUGUGCGAACAAGAAGAAGGAACAGCAAAGAACAGGAAGGAGGAGCAGGAGGAUACCUGCCCCAAAAAUGAGAUUUUAAUUUAAAUUUAGAUUACGAUACGAAAUUGAUUUUAAAGCAGCACCAGAGCCAUGACAUCCCAGAGACAUCACUGGAGAAUCGGGGUGUAUGGAGAGAGGGGAAGGGUGGAUAAAGGAGAGUGGAAAACUGGAAUAAAUUGCAUAUGAAACACAGAGGAGCAAGGGGAAGACUACUGACAAUAUUUAACACAAAAAAAGGAUUUAGACAAAGACAGGAGGCAGAUGGGAGGCCGAAGGGAGGCCCAAGGAUACAUCAGGCCGGCAGCAGUUCGAAAUUUUCAACCUAUUUCUGAUUUCAGCCUCAUUUCGAUUCGACUUUCAGUUGCUUUAGCUCUAAAUAAUAUAUGUAAAAAUCAACACAAAAAAAUAUAUGAUAUAAAACAAAACCAAACAAAAGAAAAAACAGUAGACGUACAAAGCAUAGAAAGCAAAUCAAAUUAAACAACAAGCGUGAACAUUUGCAUAUACCCAAACAAGGAAACCCAAACCAAACCGGAGGAAGCCCCAAAGAAGGAAACCAAACCAAAUACAACAGCGCCACACUUCGUCACAAUCGUACGGGGAAGCGGCCGUGGACCGGAGUGUACACCGGAGUGCGUACCGGAGUGUCUGGUGGUUCAGCAACUAAGCUAAUAUUAGACGUAAACUAAGCUAAUUGAUAACAUUAAAUGGAUUGCAAUAAAAGUCAACCACAAAACCGAAA
Molecule: messenger RNA, 2293 nt
Organism: Drosophila persimilis
Lineage: Eukaryota; Metazoa; Arthropoda; Insecta; Diptera; Drosophilidae
Gene: mspo
Product: spondin-2
Exons: 5
Coding region: 193-1440 (415 amino acids)
Biological process (GO): actin cytoskeleton organization
Cellular component (GO): plasma membrane
Source: RefSeq, a predicted model, not a curated record